AUGAGGGUGGUGUUAAGAGGUGAUGCGCCCUUGUACCUGGUGCUUGGCGCACGCGUUGCUGAUGACGUCACUGGAGGGCUCUGGAUGCCAAGUGGCGAGGAGUACCACAUGUGGACUUCAAAAAGCACAGAGCCGAAGGGGCGGGCCAAGAAGGGCCGCGGGCACGUGCAGCCCAUCCGCUGCACCAACUGUGCCUGCUGCGUGCCCAAGGACAAGGCCAUCAAGAAGUUUGUCAUCGGGAACAUCGUGGAGGCCGCUGCCGUGAGGGACAUUUCCGAGGCCAGCGUCUUCGAUGCUUAUGUACUUCCCAAGCUGUAUGUGAAGUUGCACUACUGUGUGAGUUGUGCCAUUCACAGCAAGGUAGUAAGGAAUCACUCUCGCAAGGCCCGCAAGGACCGAACACCUCCACCAAGGUUCAGACCUGCAGGUGCUGCCCCAAGACCUCCACCAAAAACUAUGUAAAGCAGCUAAAAACAUUUAAGAAUUGAAGACAAAGUCAAAAGUCCUCUGAGGGGAAAUAAAAUGGAAAUUAAUACUUAAAAAAAAAAAAA
Suncus etruscus (white-toothed pygmy shrew) is the source of this 551-nucleotide messenger RNA. RefSeq names its product 40S ribosomal protein S26-like. Gene Ontology annotation, cellular component: cytosolic small ribosomal subunit; ribosome. Gene Ontology annotation, molecular function: structural constituent of ribosome; mRNA binding. The record is from RefSeq and is a predicted model, not a curated record. Gene Ontology annotation, biological process: translation. The coding region runs from base 1 to 462 and encodes 153 amino acids. Lineage: Eukaryota; Metazoa; Chordata; Mammalia; Eulipotyphla; Soricidae. The transcript has 2 exons.